UACUAGAUGUCGUCGUCACUCUUUCGUGAAACUUCGAAGUGAUCGUAAUCAAGGAGUGUUUCUAUCAACAGAUAUGGCCUUCUGCUACCUUUACUUGGAUGGUUGUUUUGUUCUCGAAGACGUCCUGAUCGACAAGAUUGCGUGUCUAGAGCAAUUCCUGAUCGACAAGAUUGCGUGUCUAGAGCAAUUCCUGCUCUAAACGCGAUGGAGGAAUAUCUUGGAACGGCUCAAACGGUUGCUAGCCAAAUUAAAGAUGUACACACGUGGAUCGAAGGGCGAUUUCCAGAAAUCGUUGCAGUCAGAAGUCGUGCAAAAGCUAUAUUGGACACGAGCCAAUUGCCAGUAAACGAUACGACCAUGGGACAACUCAAGAAGCUUGUCGACGUCCUCGAGCAAUGCAACUCAAUUCUCAUUAGAUGCCACUCGCUCACUAGUUCAUGUAUUAGAUUGGGAACGGAUGAACGAGCAGAUUCACUUCGGGAUAGUAUCUCUAGAGAAAACUUGGACAUCGCGGUAGUCAAGCAAUUUAUCGACGAGUUUCAGAAGAAAAUGAAGCAAAUAGAGCAAAUACGUGAAGAAUACGACGAUAUCGAUUGCAACGGUGCUCUCGAAAUAGCCAAAGAAGAAGUCGGCAAGUUAGAAGAAACAGAGAAGAGUCUUCAGAAUACAAAGAAAGAGACUGAAUCUACGAGAAUCGUGGCUCGGGCGGGUGCGGUAGCAUUGGGAGUAGCAGCAUUAAUAGCACCAGUUAUUGUGCCAAUAGUAGUAGGUGCAGCAGUUUGGCUAGGUUCCGAAGAGAAUGCUCGUGAUUUGCUUAGAACAAUCGCUCGUGUACUUCCUUUGCUCAAGGAGUUGAAAGAAAUGUUCGUGGCCUUGCACCAUGGAAUUGUGUUGUCACAGACGGAUAUGCAUAAGAUGGUUGAGUGGUAUAGCCGUGCUGAUGGUGACCGAGACCUAUUGACACGUGCUCUACAGGACCCAGACUUUCCAAAAAAGUAUCGUGUACAUGCUAUAGCAGAUGGCUUGAGUCACCUGCUGAACAGUCUGUCUGAAACUUGAUGUGGCAUACUUCUUGUCACAUUGACAUGUUUACAAACUAAAUAACUUGUUUCUUUUCUCUGAGGUACGCAUCUUUUUGGAGUUCUGAGUUAAGAGAAACAGCUAGGUGUUAGCAUAUUUUUCUGACUGUAGAGUUGCUUGUUUAAUUUGGCAUUUUACAUUGGAUUAUCAUGCGGUUGCAACUUCGUGUAUUGCAAGGUAGUGGUUG
This is a messenger RNA of Corticium candelabrum, 1267 nucleotides long. RefSeq lists its product as uncharacterized. The coding region runs from base 205 to 1059 and encodes 284 amino acids. The transcript has 2 exons. Lineage: Eukaryota; Metazoa; Porifera; Homoscleromorpha; Homosclerophorida; Plakinidae. The record is from RefSeq and is a predicted model, not a curated record.